CCACCCACAAACAUGUGCUUAUAAAUAAUAAAAGUAGGGCGUGUACGCGGUGAAGCAUUAGAUGACAAAAGAACGGACCUUCAAGGCCCUGGCAUAGCCCUGUCCUCAAAAGACUGAGAAUUGUGGACCAUCAUUUUCCCUUUAACUCCACACCCCACCUAAUUAAAAAAAAACAACCCAGACCCCCUCCCCUUUACCCCUCCUCCCCUAUUUAGAAGAUCGCGUCACUACUUCUCAAUCUAAAACCACUCAACACAUUCAAACAUACAAGUCCCUAUGCACAAUGUACAAACCACUACAGCAUCAUAUAUCUGAACUCAGUUGUUUCGGGUGAGGGAGAAAGUUGCCUUUUUCGAACCCAUUCCUAACAAUGGAAUAAUGAGAAUGUAGGAAAAGACAAGGCAACAAAAACACUUAAUCAUCACUACUACCAUUCGACCACAUACAAACUUAUAAACUUCUUCUUCUUCUUCUUCUUCUUCUUCAAUGGGAGAACACAAGGCAAACUGGACCACCCGAUAAACACUAACCUCACAAGUUUCUUACUUUUUCAGCUCCAAACCCGACCCAUCAUCUGCUUCUUUUGUUCUUGAAUGGUUUCUUUAUAACCACAUGACUUCAUGAUGGGUUCUUAGGAGACACUUUCUUCAACCUCCAUUCAUUAUCGAUCUCCUUUUCUGUCUGGAAAUCUCUCCUUCUUGAUUAAAAACCUGCAUUUCGUGGGGUCCUGUUUGAUGGGAAAAUGUCAUCACUUUAGCGGUUGAAGAUUCUUUUUUUUUUUUUUUUUUUACUACAGUUCAGUGCACUAUUAAGUUUUAUUCUCCAUUAACUUCUCACCUCACGCGAUAUAGGGUUAUUGGGAGGUUCUGAAUUGGUUUCUGCUUGAUUUGAUCUUUUUUCUUUUAGAUUUUAAGUUCAGAGAGAUCUUAGAGUGAUAUUUUGUUUACAGAGAGAAACAUGGAAGCUAGAGAGAGAGAGGGUUUGGGUAUGAAUCACAAUAACCCAUCUCAAGCUAAUCGGGUAAUAUCACCUUCCAUCUUCAGUUAUGGAGGUUUGAAUUCUUCAAACGCUACAAGAAAUGAGAGCUCAGAUCAACGUCGUCUUCAUCUACAUCAGAGAAACGAUUAUGGUGGAUUAUUGCAAGAAGAACAAAUGGAAGCGUAUAGAGAAAGAAGAAGAGAAUUUGACCCAAACCCAGAUCCAGAUCCAGCUCCAUCUCCAGCUGAACCAGUGUCUGAAACACGGCCGCCACCACCGCCACUGCCACCGCCUGAUGUGGCGGUUCGAUAUCGGGAAUGCUUAAAGAACCAUGCUGCCAGCAUGGGUGCUCAUGUUGUCGAUGGGUGUGGGGAGUUUAUGGCUAGUGGAGAAGAAAAUACACCAGAAGGUUUAAAAUGCGCCGCCUGUGAAUGCCACCGGAGUUUCCACCGACGAGAGGUGGAAGGCGAGCCAUCCGCCACAAGGGUACCUUCGAUGUCGAUACAUAACCCACCACCUCGAUCUACCACAAUGCAGCCACCUCAUCAUCAGCAACAACACCUGAGGUACCACCACCACCGCCAGACGCCGCCAAUCAUGGUGGCGUUCGGUGGGAACAGUGUUGCACCGACGGAAUCAUCAAGUGAAGACCUUGACAUCUACCGGACACACGCCGGUCGACACAUGAUGAUGGAGCAGCCAUCAAAGAAAAGAUUCCGAACAAAAUUCAGUGAUGAACAAAAGGAAAAGAUGCAUGAUUUUGCUGAAAGAAUAGGGUGGAAGAUUCAGAAGCAAGAUGAACAAGAGAUUCGAGAAUUCUGCAAUGAAGUUGGAUUGAAAAGACAAGUGUUCAAAGUAUGGAUGCAUAACAGCAAACAAGCCAUGAAGAAGAAACAACCGUAAGAUUAUAAUUAAAAUUAUUCUCAUCAUCUGAUUUACUACAGAUUAAUUGACCUAAACUUUUCCUAUUUUUCUUUACCUAUUAUUAGCAUAGGAUUUUAGGCGAUAUAUAGCCAAUAGCAACACUACAUACAUAUAUUUUAAUUUAUGACUCCCAAGAUUUUAAUUAAGAUCAAUAUUGUAGUCUCGUUUGACUUAAUUCUUAUGAUAUAUUUUCAUCUUUUGAUCAA
Lactuca sativa (garden lettuce) is the source of this 2108-nucleotide messenger RNA. RefSeq names its product zinc-finger homeodomain protein 6. Gene Ontology annotation, cellular component: nucleus. The record is from RefSeq and is a predicted model, not a curated record. Lineage: Eukaryota; Viridiplantae; Streptophyta; Magnoliopsida; Asterales; Asteraceae. Gene Ontology annotation, molecular function: transcription cis-regulatory region binding; DNA-binding transcription factor activity. Gene Ontology annotation, biological process: regulation of developmental process; regulation of DNA-templated transcription.